AUGAUGACUCCGGAUAAAGAGGCGGCGACGGCCCUCAAAUUGCAGGGGAAUAAGGCAUUCGCACAGCACGAUUGGGUCCAGGCGUUGGAGUUAUACACCAAGGCUAUUGAGAAAUAUGACCAGGAUUCUUCGUUUUAUUGCAACCGCGCUCAGGUACAUAUCAAGCUGGAAGCGUAUGGCUAUGCAGUAGCAGACGCCACUAAGGCAAUCGAGCUGAAUCCAGAUUAUGUUAAGGCAUAUUGGCGACGAGCUAUCGCAAACACCGCCAUUCUCAACCCGCGCGCAGCGCUGAAAGAUUUAAAAACCGUCGUCCGCAAGGCGCCAAACGACCCCGAUGCGAAGCUGAAACUGUCAGAAUGCGAAAAGCUGGUGCGACGGGUCGAGUUUGAGAAGGCCAUUGAGGUUGCGGACCCGCCGUCUGCGUUUGAGGGCCUGGAUAUUGACAACAUGGUUGUGGAGGAGAGCUAUGAUGGCGUGCGAUUAGGCAAUAUGAUGACGCAGGAGUUCAUAGAUGAUAUGAUUGAGCGAUUUAAGGCUGGGAAGAAGAUUCAUAAGAAGUAUGCGUUUCAGAUUGUGCGGGCGACGAAGGAUAUCGUUUAUGAUGAGCCGACGAUGGUGGAGAUUGCCGUGACUGAGGGGACGAAGCUGACGGUUUGUGGGGAUACGCAUGGCCAAUUCUUCGACCUCCUCGAAAUCUUUCGUCUAAACGGUUAUCCCUCCGACACACACGGUUACCUCUUCAACGGCGACUUUGUUGACCGAGGCUCCUGGUCCACCGAAAUCGCCCUCCUUCUCUUCUCUUACAAAUGGCUACGACCAACAAAAUUUUUCCUGAACCGGGGAAACCAUGAGACAGAUGACAUGAACCGCACCUAUGGCUUUGAAGGUGAAUGCAAGGCUAAAUACAACGAGCGGCUCUUCAAGACAUUUUCCGAAUCCUUCUCCGCGCUCCCUCUUGCCACGCUGAUCGGCGACAAAUAUCUGACGCUGCAUGGAGGGUUGUUUUCAGACGAUAAGGUCACUCUGGACGAUAUUAGGAAGCUGAAUAGGCAUAACCAGCGGCAGCCAGGGCAGUCCGGACUUAUGAUGGAGAUGCUCUGGACGGAUCCGCAAACAGCGCCUGGGAGGGGACCGAGUAAGAGAGGGGUUGGGUUGCAGUUUGGGCCGGAUGUUACCAAGAGAUUUUGUGAGACGAAUGGGAUUGAAGCUGUUAUUAGGAGCCAUGAGGUUCGGAUGGAAGGAUAUGAGGUUGAGCAUGAUGGGAGGUGUAUUACGGUUUUCUCCGCGCCCAGGUACUGCGAUAGCACAGAGAAUAAGGGCGCGUAUAUCAAUAUCGGCCACGACUUAAAACUUGACUUCCAUAAAUUCGAAGCCGUUCCGCAUCCUAAUAUCAAGCCUAUGGCCUAUGCUGCAAACUCUAUUAUGUCUCUUAUGUGA
Molecule: messenger RNA, 1437 nt
Organism: Paracoccidioides brasiliensis Pb18
Product: protein serine/threonine phosphatase
Exons: 6
Coding region: 1-1437 (478 amino acids)
Cellular component (GO): nucleus; cytosol
Molecular function (GO): protein serine/threonine phosphatase activity; protein binding
Source: RefSeq, a predicted model, not a curated record